ACGUCACAGCAGCUCGCUGCCCACUGCACGGCUCUUGACACUACAAGGAGAGGAUUGCCUCCUGUCCAGUCCUCCAACAUCAUGGAUGCCUGUGCACGGAUCAAAGGGGUCCCACUGAAGAGCCGUACCACUAUGAGGAAAGAGACCUUCCGUGAGGGCUCAAAUCUAUGCCUGAAGAGCCUGUUGAAACACAAGAAAGAGCUGUGCAAUGUGGUCAUGGAGCUGCACAAUAAAGAACCACAGUGUGUAUCAGAACUACAUUAUGUAUGCUUACCUAGUCACACGGAGGGGGAAGAUUUCACUUUGCAGGCUCUGUCUUCUCUCUCCACUGAGAUGAUGGAGAUGCUUAGGUCACUUCAUGUACAUACCCUUAAAGAUGAAGAGAUUCUACUCCUUAAAGACCCCAAAAGAUCCUUUGAGAAAAAAGACAGUGUUUCCCAGGUCAGCUGGUCAAGAGCCUUGUGUAUAUUGAGGCAUAGCCCCACUCCUCAGGUUAGUGUUGGCACCUUGCUGGGGUUGUUGGCUCGAUACACCGUUGGGAUAAGGUAUGCCCUGGAGUUACAGGUUCUGCAGAGGAGCAUGUCAGAAGCAUGUCAAGCUGAGGACGAUGACACCAAUCAAUCUGUCUCCUCUAUUGAAGAGGACUUUGUUACUGCUUUUGAGCAUCUUGAAGAGGAGGAUACAGGUGCCCAUAGUCAGCGGAACCUCAGAGAUGUGGCCUCCCAGACAACACCCUCUCACUUAAAAGACUUCCAAGGGUCUCACAUCAUAAUAAGUUCCAUACCCAAAAAGUCAGUGUGCAAGGGAAGUCCUGUCCUGAAGUCAACCGUAUGGCGUGAGGAUUCAGAGUCCUCGUACAAACCUAGUAGUCCACCAAAGGGACGUGCUACCUCCACACCCCCCACAGAGUCAGAUGACUCCGAUUGCUCCAGUCCCAGCCCUAUUAUAUUUCUUGAUGAAGUUGGAUAUCAGAAAAGUCUUAAAGCAAAACUUGAUAUUCCCAAGAUUCCUGUUUUAAAAGAUGGCGUGGAAGACUCUGACUCAGAAGUCAGUGAAUUUUUUGACAGCUUUGAUCAGUUUGAUGAGCUCAACCAGUCUUUUGAUUCCAACAUCAUGGUCCAUAAAGAACAGCCCCUCCCUGGUCAAGCUGAGAAGAAGCAUAUUGACAACUCAGGAUGUAAAUUUGUGUCAAGAGGGUGCUCAACCACAGCAAUGAACCCUCACAGGUUUGAUCAUAGAACUCUCCCAGCCAAUGUCAAGAAACCGACUCCACUCAAGCCAGGAUCACCAUACAGUAUUCACUCCGAUGCACCAGAUUCCCCACGACCAGCACGAACUCCCUGUGAGGAAAGUGGGCCGCUCUUCAGUCCAGUUAGUUCAUCAGCAUUUAGCCCCCUGGGAGAAGGAGGGUCCUUGGUGUAUUUUUGGAAAGCUGAUGGUGAUAGCUCAGAAUUAUGUAAACCACAGGACCUUUGCUCGCUGUACAAAACAUACUCUGACUUUGCCAAUAACCUGUCAAGAGAAAUCCUUGGAUCUGUGUGUGGGUACUCUUCCCCUGUUGAUUUUAACAUUAAUAAGAACCUGAGCUGUGUAUGUCACAAAGAGUUCAAAAACACUAAUGGGUAUCUGAUGAAGCUGUCAGACAUUCAGGAGACAGUCACCAUCAACAAUUCACAGUCUCUGAAGGACGGGAUUCAGAAGUUUGCUACAGACUUGGUCGAAAUGAGCCUUGGAAGUGCCUUAAGGGACUUGCAGAAAGGAGUGUCCUCCUGUACCACUACACUUUGCCAUCUGGCUGCAAGGCUGACUUCUUCAGUAUUUCAAGUGGCCUUUCAUGAGAUAGGCAUGCGCCAUGCAUAUGUGCUAAAAGAGCAUGCCAUAAAUGGACUAGCCAGUUUCCUAGUAGGAGAAGCCAUUUCUGGAGCCCUCAGAGACUUUCUGUUUGUGAAAAAGCAGAUUUUUAAAAACACUGUCACUCGAUUUUCAGCAGAUCUUGCUGAGGAGUUGGUGUUUGAAGGAAUUAUGGAGGUUUGCCAAUUUUCACAUCCCUCUACACCUCUCACACCAAGUGACUGGUCUAUCGAACAAGAGGAGGAAGUGGUUUCUUCCUAUGCCUCUGACCUUUCAGAGUCAGUUCUCCAAGAGGCUUUUAUAGAGCUCUCACAAACUGACGUGACUUUCACUACACAGGCAGCUAUCAGCAUGUCAGUGGAUAACAUAUGCUAUGUAAGUGCUGAAGAUACUUCCCUAACUACCUGCAGUGCCGAGACCAGCUAUCCUGGAUCUCAGGUUCUAGUAGAUGCUGGUAACCAAGAGCAGGAGGGUUGCACAGUCAAGAAAGCCUUGUAUUGUAUGUCAGGUAUGGCCAGUUGUGUUCCAGUACCUGUGGCUGGCCAGGUCAUAUCUCAUGUACAAAACUUUGAAGAACCAUUUGAGUAUAAAUCCAGCAUUGGUCCCAUAUGUCAGACCAGCCAUAAAAGAACCAUUUGUUGCCAAGGGGAUGAUUCAACCUUGACCUUAGAUACUUCUGCUGCAACUCAGUCUGAACCAUUACCAGGUCCUGCAAAAAAACAGGAUUCUAAUGAUGAUGAAAUUGUUGGCAAUCCAUCCAAUGAAAUUGAUUCUAGCAAACCCUCAAUUGGCAAGAAUUUUCAGAACUUCUCUGGUAAUAUGGUGGACACCAUAGUAGUUGAAGCAUUUGAUCUUAUGCAUUCUUCAACAAAAGUAAAGAAAAAAGUGGAGGAUUGCGCAGACUUUCUGAGCAAAACGAUAGCUGCGCAUAUAUCCUCUCCAAGCCAUGGACCAGUUAAAUCACAUAACGCAUCGACACAGCAUUCACAAGCUCAGAGAAUUCCCUUUCACUUGGUGUCAAAGGGCACAUGUGACCCAGAAGUAGCCAAAAGUAUACUUCCAGUUUCCAAACCCACUUCAGAAGUCCGCUCUGUCAUGAGAAGGGACACACUAGAAGUGCCCAGUUUUGCAGUGUCCUCCUGUGGUAGAAAGGUAGGUAUAGAAGAGCUCUAUAGCAGCAACUCUGGAAUGAAAUCAGUCGAAACUCCAAACACUCCACCCUCAAGUCCUCAGCAGCCAUCAGGCGAGCACAGUGAGAAACAGAUCAAACAUUUCUCCAAAAAGCUCAAAGGUAAGCUUGCAAAAGAAUUCUCUCCUGCAACUCCUCCACCCACCCCUUAUUAUCCGCCUGCCACCGACUCCAGUGAAGCAGGUUUAGUUUCAGACAAAGCAGAUUUUGUGAUAAAGCUCAUUAGGUCUCUUUCUGAAGAAGCUGGUAGCAAUGAAGAUGAUGAGGAUGACCGGGAAGAUGGCCCUCAUUCAAGAAACUCCCGGGUGGAGCCGAGCCCUUAUGUAAGGAACAGAGUGAUUGAGAGGGGUGCGCUCCAUUAUGCUGAGCGUUUAGCAUGCCACAUUGUUUCCAUGGCUACUGAGAUGGACACACUAAGUUUUGGAGAGGUAAAAAAGCCUGUUGGUGAUGAAAGCAAAGGCUGUAUUGCCUUGCAUAGUGCACAGUUUUCAGAGCAGACAUUGAAUUCUUUGUGGAUGUAUGCUGGUGAAGUAGCUGGAGAAGUCAUCAAUGAUGUAAAGAGGAUGAUGAGAACAACCCACUGUCAUCACAAAACAAUAAAAAGAGCAUCUGCAAGCUUUGCGGACAAGUGUCAGGGUGGAGAUUACAAGGACUCCCUUCUGGGAAGCUUGGCUCAUCAGUGGUCUGGUGAUGUCCAAGCAUCAGUCCAUAACUCUCAGAGUCGUGGUUCCAGUGGGAUGUCUUCAGAGUAUCCAAGCUGUGAAAGUGUCACUGAUGAAUAUGCAGGAUACCUUAUUAAGGUCCUGAAAAAAGAGGGAGGCAACCGAGAGCUUAUACUGGAUCAGUAUGCCACUCGUUUGGCGUAUCGAUCGAUUAAAUCAGGCCUGGCUCAUGCAGCACGAAAAAUAAAGCAGAGAUCCCCUGUGAGGCUACACUCCUCUAGGCGUCUACACAAUGAUCGUAGCAACGAGGCUUCUCAAAUUCCCAUAUCCAAGUCUUCAGUACUUACUCAUGGAAAAGAUGGAUGCUCUUGUGAUUCCCUGCCAUGUGGUUGUCAAGAUGGUCAAGACAUGAGCAGUAAUGAAUAUGUAGAACUUGUGAACUUUGCAGAGUCACUGGCCUACAACAUCACAUGUGAUGUUACACGAAAGCUUCGAAUGUCAUCAGUUAGACUGCCAAAAUCUCUCACUGAUUCUUGCCUCUACAGGAAAUCCAAUGUAGAGGACUUACCAGAAAAUGUAAUAAAAAGUUCAUUUUCAUGCUCUCUUUUACCUUACACAGAGACUAACAGGCUGUAUCAUAGCACUGGCAGCCUGAAUGACAGCAAAUGCAACAACGGUGUCAUGCAAGUGAUUGAACAUUAUGCCAGGAAAAUUGUAGAUGACACUUUGGAAAUGACAUUGGGCCCGGGAUUUUUUCAGGCUGCCGGGGACAGGAGGGCACAAGAACUGAAUUAUUUCACAGAAAAGCUGUCAGAGGCUUAUGAAGCCUGCCGAUACUGCCAUGGUCGAGAUUGCCUAUUUUGCUGUAGAGAAGGUCGUCGCAGUUUCCAGGAGCUAAAAAAAAUUAGGCAACAGGAUUCUGAUGCAGUGACUGGGCUGGAAAUUCCUAGAAUUCACAUUGAUUUGGAUAAGAGGUCUGCUUUUUCUGAGGAAAUGAUGUCCAGUGUAAUUGAGAAAGGAAAAAAAGAACUGAGCUGCACCAGCCUGAAUGCAGACAGUGGGAUUGGUCAUGAUGGCGUAAGCUUUGCAGAAAGCCUCACCACAGAGAUUAUGACAUCUGCAUUAUCCAACGUCUGCCAAACGGUCAACCUUUGUACUCCUAGGAGAGAGGGUGUCAAUGUGACUGAAUCAACUGUGAGUCAACAGCUCAGUUUGAGUGUUGGGGAUGACAGUCUUGGUAGCUGGUCCAAUCUGAGCUUUGAAGAAGACCACCCAGAUGAGAGCAGCAGCUUUCACCAUCUAAGUGACAGUAAUGGAAACAGCAGUAGCUGGAGCAGUCUGGGUUUAGAAGGCGAGGUUUAUGAAGAACAUUUGUCCUUCUCUCCAUCAGACAGUGACUACAAUGAAGAGAAGGAAGCAGAGACCAAGGACGAUUCGGGUGGAGCAGUGCGAGUGGAGAGGGAACAUGGGCAGGCGGAAAGAGCUCUGCUGGUGGUCAGUACAGAUGUGAGAGGCUGGACUCUGGACCCCCAGCUGACAGCAGUGCUCCAGUGGAUAGCUGCCUCUAUUGCUGAUCUGCCUUUAAUGCAACUGAGCCAUUACUCUGCUCAAGAGCUCCAUCAGCUGCCAGCCGUGGCUCAAAGAUUGAGGGAGCGAGAGUUCAGGGUCGGGGAGCUCCUGCAGGCUCUGCUGAGAUACUUUGAAGAAUGCCGCACUGAAGAAGACCCUGAGACAGAAGACGUGCGGCACAGCCACAAGAGCCUGUUCCAGUGGCUUCUAGAACAGGCAUAAAUCACAAUCACACACUGCUGACACCUGUUAGCCAUGAAAACGAUGAAGUUUCCAGUCACUUUUACAGUGAUCUGCAAUGUAUCUGCCAAACAUACCGGCAUCGCCAGUAGAAUGUGUUUAUGUGUUGUGUAUUGCUUAUGCACCCGUGGCCACCCAGGGUGCACCAUACAAACAACUGAAGUAAUCUAAGAGCCGUUCGUUCAAGUGUGUGUAUUGCAUGCUGUGACCGAAAGUACUUUUUGCUUGCUUACACCUCGUUUUUUUGUCAUCACAUUGUUUUCUUUAAUGUUAGACUGCAUAUCGCUGAUGCCUACCCAUGUGUUUUGCUGUCACACCCUGCCAUAUUUUUCCUACACAAAAGACGGAUGAGUAGUUGUUAUGUUAAGGAAUUCACAUUGCUGCAGGAAAGCUUAUGUCACCUCCAUACCUCACCUUUAGUGUGAUGUUUCUACUUGUUGUAGGGACCAGCCAAGCAAUCCAUCACUGCUCCAGGUUUCUGGUUGGUAUUCCAUUACACAUAACAAAGAGUAAUUAUGACAGUUAUUUCAUUAUCUUAUUUGCCCUGUUGAGCACAUUUUUGGCAGCAACUCUUGGAUACCAGUCAUAACGAUUUAAAAAUAUAGUUCAGUUGAUUAAUCUCACUGUAAUUAGAGAGACACUUAUCAAACGCUGUCAACAAAUGUUCACUUUUACAUUCCCCUGUUGUCACAUUUAUUUCCAAUCAUUAUUUUAGGAUAGUAAGGCCAUAAUUGUUAUAAAAAUUCUGUAGCUAUAUACUCAAUAUUCAUUGGUUUAAAGUCAUUCUGCAUACGUUGGUUCUGUAAAUAUGCUAUUGAAAAUAAUUGUUUACACCAAUUAGAGUGUACAUGAUCCAUCCAGCUUGUGAAUGAUAAACCCUAACAAAACAUAUUUUUGGUUACUAAAGAAGUGAUGUUUGUUGCCAAGUUACUAAAAAAUACAAGAAUACUUUUAAAGUAUACUUCUACCUUGAGAAGCUGCUAAACAAGUUACAGAACCUGUAAACCUGUUUGCCAAAUGAGUAAACCCCUUGUAAGCAUUUAAAUUAUCUAGAGAGGGACAUUUGCUCUAUUUUUUCUAAUUGCCUCUUGGUAUUGUCCACACAUUGAAGGUUACUGUGAGGUGUAUUAUUAGUUACUGUGUAGUGCAUUACUAAACGAGGACACGUGCACUGUGUAUAUCUUAACGGAUCACCAUCUGGUGCUGUUUAGCACUACAGCAGGGACCUAAUCAACGGUCUCUUUCAUGCUGACCUUUGACUCAUUGCCUGCCCUUUCGCGGGCACUACGCGUAAAUAUUGCACUUUACUAAUGAAUGGUUUUACAGGCCAUUUCCCUAUACUUUUGUCUAGACCUCAAAAAAUUACAUUUAAUUGCAAUGCUUAAAUAAUAGAACACUGUAGAUUGCCAAAGGCUUGUAGAAAUCAGGAUGUUUUGUGCUUAAAGGAGUAGUUCACCCCAAAAAGAAAACGUUCACAUUAUUUACUUAAUUGUAUUUUCAUGAUUCUGCUCUGAUAGGUUACAGUCUGAGAUAUGAGAAACAUUGUAAAGGCAAUCAAAGUUGGCCAUUGUUCUAUCUUGUGGAUUAUUUCAUAUUUUUGCACUGUUGCGUGCAUGAUGUGCUUUCAGUCCAUGCUUCAUGUAUUUCUCUUGACGUGUGCAUGGAUGUAUUCUUCAUGUUAUCUUCAGCGCCGACUCAUUCUCUUGUGCAUGGUCUGUGUCCAGCCUACACCAUUUAUGCUCACACUACCAGUGAUACACUUAAGUGGAAAAAAUACAAACACAUUUUGUUUUCUUGCUGUAUGUAACAUCGGAGCUGCCAAAUAUGUUUGGCUCUUUGCUUAGACAGUAUUGUGUACAUUCUUUUGAAAUAUUUAAAAAUUGCCAUACACUGUGUUGUGUUGGUAAUUUUCCUAUUUGUUAUUUCUAGUAAAUAUCGCCUAAACCAUAAUGUGGGAAAAGUAUACGAAGUUAAAGGAAUCGUUCCUCCAAAAAUGAUUAUUCUGUCAUCAUUUACUUACCCUCAUGGUGUUCCAAACCCAUAUGUCCUUUCUAUCCUAUGUGCAACACAAAAUGGGGCGUACAGGUACGACAUAGGGUGAGUAAAUGAUGACAGAAUUUUUCUUUUUGGGUAACUAAUCCAUUUAAAUAUAAUAAAAUGUGUACCUUGAAGCAUGGGUGGAUGAUGAAUUGAAAAGGAGUUAGCACAACCAUGCCGUAACCUCCACGUUGCCUCAUUCUGAGUGGGAUUGUGCAUCUGUGCUCUUGCAGUAAUGGUUAUCAUUCAUGCUGUAGAUGGUCCACCCUUGUGUACCUAUUCCCUAAAUUUUGUGUACAUUCCUAUCUUUCACAAAUGAUCUAUUGUUAUUUUUGUGUUAUCAAAGGCUGCUUGUAUAAUGCAGAGUUCAUGCCAUUCUGAACAGAUUAAUAUUUUGUUACUUGUGCAGUGUUUCUCCAUCGAGUAUCUCGUAGUGUAGUGGGCAAAAGAUACACACUGACUUCUCUAUUUUAUCCUGCCCAGUUGUAUAGUCUUGCCAAAUAAGAUAUUUAAUAAUUUAUGUAAGUAUAAGUUGCAAUGGUGAUUACACUAUUUGUCUCUCCAGUGAAGUUGCUGAGUAGUUUACACAUUAAAGCUUAAUGCACUACACCUGUACACUGUAAAAAGCUGUGGGUAA
Molecule: messenger RNA, 8185 nt
Organism: Xyrauchen texanus (razorback sucker)
Lineage: Eukaryota; Metazoa; Chordata; Actinopteri; Cypriniformes; Catostomidae
Product: A-kinase anchor protein 11-like
Exons: 12
Coding region: 82-5493 (1803 amino acids)
Biological process (GO): intracellular protein localization
Cellular component (GO): cytoplasm
Molecular function (GO): protein kinase A binding
Source: RefSeq, a predicted model, not a curated record